GUCUGGCGUCCUUCGUGAAAAUCAGACUGACCUCAGGGCAGCUGAGAGGAGAUGGCGGAAAUCUAAAGAUCCAGCAGAUCUAGGUUCUGUCUGUUCAUUGGUUCCCUCGUCAUUGUGGUCGACGAGCCAGCAUCCCACGUCAUGGCCGCCGAGCCAGCGUCCCACGUCAUGGCCGCCGAGCCAGAGUUCCACGUCAUGGCCGCUGAGCCAGAGUUCCACGUCAUGGCUGCCGAGCCAGAGUUCCACAUCAAGGCCGCCGAGCCAGAGUUCCACUUCAUGGUCACUGAGCUAGUGCCAUCUUUAGCCAUGAAUCAUCCUGCUCCAUGCCAUGACAUCAUCCACGUCUCAGCCUGCUCCAUGCCAUGUCACAGCCACGCCUGAGCCUGCUCCAUGCCACGUCACAGCCAUGCCUGAGCCUGCUCCAUGCCAUGUCAUAGCCACAUCUGAGCUAUUGGACCUGGAGAUGGUUCCUGCCCUUGUACCCACCCUAUGGACGCUUCCUCAUGACCAGGCAAGGGGAACUUUCGACCCUUCAAACCCACCUAGACCCUCCGAGCCCUGGACUCCACCUUGGCCUGUCGAUCCCUCGACAUCACCUCGGCUCUACGUUCCCUUGGCUCCACUGCGGUCCUUCAGCCGGUCGGCUUUACCGGGGUCCCUCGUCCCUCCAGCUCCUCCUUGGUCUGUCGGUCACCUGGCUCCGCCUUGGCUCUCCGAUCCUCUGGCUAUGCCUCAUCCCUCCAAUCCGUCAGCUCCACUGGGAACCUCCAUCCCUACGGCUCCGCCUUGGUCCUCAGCCCCACCGGCUCUGCCUCAGUCUUCUAUUCCCCCAGCUCCACCUUGCUCCUCCAAGCCUUCGGCACCACCUUGGUCCUCCCUGCCUCCGGCUCCACCCUGGCCCUUCGAGCCGUCGGCUGCUCUCUGGGUACCAAGUUUCCUGGUGUCGCCCUUCAAGUCUUUCACGGCUCCGCCUUCCAUGGCUCCGCCCCUCAAGUCUCUCAAGGCUCCACCCCUCGAAUCUCUCAUGGCUCCACCUUCCACAGACGUUGCCCUGAUCCCAUGCUCCACGCCCUGCCUUGCUAAGCCACAACAAUGCUCCAUGCCGCACAGCCACGUCAAUCAAGGUGUGGAUGGAGGACCACUGGAUCCAGACCUUGUCAAUGGCCAGCCCAAUCUCCAGACCUGA
Molecule: messenger RNA, 1186 nt
Organism: Myxocyprinus asiaticus (Chinese sucker)
Lineage: Eukaryota; Metazoa; Chordata; Actinopteri; Cypriniformes; Catostomidae
Exons: 3
Coding region: 329-1186 (285 amino acids)
Source: RefSeq, a predicted model, not a curated record